Molecule: messenger RNA, 947 nt
Organism: Oryza brachyantha (malo sina)
Lineage: Eukaryota; Viridiplantae; Streptophyta; Magnoliopsida; Poales; Poaceae
Product: adenylate kinase isoenzyme 6 homolog
Exons: 3
Coding region: 68-610 (180 amino acids)
Cellular component (GO): nucleus; cytoplasm
Molecular function (GO): ATP binding; ATP hydrolysis activity; AMP kinase activity
Source: RefSeq, a predicted model, not a curated record
AGCGGGCCUCUCCUCUCCAGAAAGGAAAAAAAGAAGAGAAGAAAACCCUAACUAGCCGAUUUCCGCGAUGGCGGCGCAGGGCGGCGGCGCGCGGCGCUCGCGGCCGAACGUGUUGGUGACGGGGACACCGGGCACGGGGAAGACGACUACGUGCUCCCUCCUCGCCGACGCCGUGGGCCUCCGCCACGUCAACAUCGGGGACCUCGUCCGCGAGAAGAGCCUCCACGACGGCUGGGACGAGGAACUCGAGUGCCACAUCAUCAACGAGGACCUGGUUUGCGAUGAGCUUGAGGACAUGAUGGAAGAGGGUGGUAUACUAGUAGAUUAUCAUGGAUGUGAUUUCUUCCCGGAACGUUGGUUUGAUCUUGUAGUCGUGCUCCAGACUGAUAACUCAAUUCUUCAUGAUCGCUUGACUAGCAGAGGUUAUAUGGGUGCCAAGCUCACAAACAACAUAGAAUGUGAGAUCUUCCAAAUGCUUCUGGAGGAGGCCAGGGAGAGCUACAAAGAGGAGAUAGUGAUGCCUCUGCGAAGUGACAAUGUGGAAGAUAUUAGUAGGAACGUGGGAACACUGACAGAAUGGAUAAGCAAUUGGAGACCACCCCGGAGCUGAGCUGUUUCCUCUCUGACAACCCUGGUGAAAAAAACAAUGUUUUUUUUUUCUGCGGUGAAUUUUGAAUACUGAGUUAGAUUGUGCAGACAUUGUAAGCCUUAUUUAUGUAUGCUUGCCAACCUUGGAUCUCAGCACGCAAGACACUGUGCUUAAACGGAUUAUGUGAUGGAGGGCAUGCUGAAUGUAAAUUAGUUUGUUUUUUUCAUAGGGAAUGUGCGGUGUUUGAUUCUCGACUUCAAAAUGAAAUGUUAAAUGACAACAGUACAUCAAAUACUACUUGGUCAGAAGGGUCGAUUUAUUUUGCUUUUUGUUGGGGAUAUUUGUAAACCAACCGGAU